UUUUGACAGAGGAGAAGGAGAAAGUGAAGAGUGGCAUGUUGCUUGCUUUGUCUUCUCAGCGAGAAAAGUCAUACUCUCUUCAAUUCUCUUUUCCUCUUCCUUUAUAAACAAUAAUUCUCAACUUGUUGUUACAGCCCCACCACCACCAACACCUCUUUUACCAAGCAAUGGGUUCUUCUUCACCAACUCAAACUCUCCUCCUCCUCCUCAUCGGUCUCACCGUCUUCAUCUCCGCUUCCGCAGAUCCGGACAACCUCCAAGAUCUCUGCGUCGCUGAUCUCUCCUCCGGAAUCAAGAUCAAUGGCUUUCCUUGUAAAGACGCAGCUGCAGUAACAUCAGCUGAUUUCUUCUCACAAGGAAUAGCUAAUCCAGGUCUCACAAACAACACAUUCGGGGCCUUGGUCACUGGAGCUAACGUUAUGACAAUCCCUGGACUCAACACACUUGGUGUCUCUCUCGCUCGUAUUGACUACGCACCUGGUGGUUUAAACCCACCUCACACCCACCCACGUGCCACUGAAGUCGUGUUUGUCCUCGAAGGAGAACUCGACGUUGGGUUCCUCACUACUGCCAAUAAGCUCAUCUCUCAAUCUAUCAAGAAAGGAGAUGUCUUUGCUUUCCCUAAAGGACUUGUUCAUUUCCAGAAGAACAAUGGUCGUGUUCCUGCCUCUGUUCUUUCAGCUUUCAAUAGUCAGCUUCCUGGAACUCAGUCUCUUGGUGCUACUUUGUUUGGUUCCACUCCCCCUGUUCCUGACAACAUCUUGGCUCAAGCCUUCCAGACAUCUUCUGGAACUGUCAAACACAUCAAAUCCAAGUUCCAACCCAAGAAAUGAUCUCUUUUGUAUUCAUUACAGUUUAUUUUUUCUUCCGGUUCUGUUUGAUAAAGGAAAGAUCUUUUUUUUUCUCCUUUGAUUUGUCUUAUGUAAUAAGAAACAAUAACUGAUGAUCUUUCACUGUGCAUUUUGAGCUCCAUUGUCUCAUGUAUCAUUGUUAUCUUCUGUAUAAUCCAAUUUUGUUUAGUUUU
Camelina sativa (false flax) is the source of this 1024-nucleotide messenger RNA. RefSeq names its product germin-like protein subfamily 2 member 1. Lineage: Eukaryota; Viridiplantae; Streptophyta; Magnoliopsida; Brassicales; Brassicaceae. Gene Ontology annotation, molecular function: manganese ion binding. The record is from RefSeq and is a predicted model, not a curated record.